Rosa chinensis is the source of this 617-nucleotide messenger RNA. RefSeq lists its product as uncharacterized. Bases 1 to 507 code for a protein of 168 amino acids. NCBI's taxonomy places the organism in Eukaryota, Viridiplantae, Streptophyta, Magnoliopsida, Rosales, Rosaceae. The record is from RefSeq and is a predicted model, not a curated record. The transcript has 2 exons.
AUGUCAUUUGUAGGAAUUGAUGAUGGGCACAGACGAAAGCUCGAGGGUCAGUCAAGGAGAACUAAAGUGAUCAGCAACAAAGAAAACCACGAAAGCUCCGUGGACGUAGGUCAAGGAGAGUUGUACUCCCCAGCUCACGCAAUCGAAGUAAGCAGCAACGAAGAAAACCGAGACGAAAAAUCGUCGUCGGAGCAACCAAGGACGACGUCGAACGCGGCGGUGGGAGUGGUGGAAGCAACAAAGGAAGUAGCAAUGGACAUGAAGAGGAACUUGGGGGCCGUCAAGGAUAAGAUACUGGAGAAGCUUGCGGCACACGCACCUGCUGUUCCCGCUGAUGCUUUGGACAACGUGCGCCACUUCUUGGAGAGUGUUGUCAAGGACGUGACCGACGCUACCGGGGUGGCCCGUGGUGUCACCACGGAUGCGUUGCACUGUAUCAAAACUCAACUUGGUGACAUGCUGCCCAACCUCUCUCCAGACGCCACCAAGAAGGUCUCCUCCUUCUAGCUUUACGUUCUCUGUGUGUCAAUUUGAUCUAGAUGUAUUAGUUUCUACAUCCCAAGCCAUUUUUACUCCAAAUUCAUUACUUUGCUAUUGUUAGUACGUAUUUACUUUUG